Molecule: messenger RNA, 1034 nt
Organism: Echinops telfairi (small Madagascar hedgehog)
Lineage: Eukaryota; Metazoa; Chordata; Mammalia; Afrosoricida; Tenrecidae
Gene: SPATA9
Product: spermatogenesis associated 9
Exons: 4
Coding region: 299-808 (169 amino acids)
Source: RefSeq, a predicted model, not a curated record
UUUGGAAGAAAUUCAACAUUUAUUGUCCAAUCCUCCUCCUCCUCCUCCUCUGUUUACACCUCCACCCUCACUCCGCUUCCUCUCACUGCCUGGGCCAUUUCAGAACAUUCUGUGAUGAGCUCCCAGAGGCCCAUUGUGCAGUAACAAAGAAUUCCACCAGGUUCUGAGCUGCAGCUUCUGACCUGGCCAGUUUUCCUAUGAGGAGAGCUACCUUUAUAGCUCAAAAUGGCAUUGCUGGCCCAGUACGGCCCAGGCCUCUAGGCUUGCUAAUCACUCAGAACCCACGCCAGAACUCAUCAUGCCCAUCAAACCUGUUGGAUGGAUAUGCGGGCAGGUGUUGAAGAACUUUUCUGGAAAAAUCGAGGGGCUCCAGAAAGUCCUCAUGGACCUGGUAGACGAGUUCAAGGACGAGUUCCCGGCUCUCCUCCGGUUAUCACAGUCAAAUCAGGUCAGAGGUGGUUCUUUGUUUGAAAUUAUUUCCUUCCCAGCAAAGACUGCUUUAACCAGCAUAAUGUACGCUUCAUAUGCAGCACUCAUUUAUUUGACCGUCUGUGUCAACGCUGUGGUGGAGAAGGUAACAAGCAUUUUCCAAGAAGAAGACUCCAUAAGGCAGAACAGAGAGGAGAGUGGAAAGCCCCGGAAAGCCUUUUCUGAGCCCUUGCGCUCUGAGCCUUCGUUUCCUGACGGUGAAAUCGCAGCCAAACCCUACAGGUCCUUGCCGGAGAAGCCGGACAUGUCCCAGCGGCCCAAGCGGCCUGCUAAGGAGCCGAGUAGUAAGAUCCAGGUUUUACAUUCUGUGUUUGACUAAUUAACUGAAAUGGAUCAACGAGCAAACUUGAGCAGAGAUAUCACUGCGCAGAGAGCUUGAGAAGUGUCUCUAUGGCACAUCUCAUCUGACAAAGCUCUUGCUGGAGUGUCCCCGUAGCAGGGGAUGCUCUCUGCUUGUAGUAAAGGGAGGUGGGAAACUACUACAGAAAUAUCAUUGCUCCAGUGUUUAUAUGGUAGAAAAAAAUAAAACAAAUCUUGAUAUGAAA